This is a messenger RNA of Entelurus aequoreus (snake pipefish), 4178 nucleotides long. Its product is annotated as AT-rich interactive domain-containing protein 3B-like. Lineage: Eukaryota; Metazoa; Chordata; Actinopteri; Syngnathiformes; Syngnathidae. Gene Ontology annotation, cellular component: nucleus. The coding region runs from base 270 to 2123 and encodes 617 amino acids. The record is from RefSeq and is a predicted model, not a curated record. Gene Ontology annotation, molecular function: DNA binding. Gene Ontology annotation, biological process: regulation of transcription by RNA polymerase II. The transcript has 9 exons.
CGCCCUGAACGUCGCACGUAGAGCAACAAAUGUCGAUGAAAUAAAUAAAAAAUACACCGGCAAAGGUGACAAGAAGAAGAAGAAGAAGACAUUGGAAAGGAAAGUACGGUUAAAAAAAAACCCAGAAGAGCUUGAACUACUUCGCUUUGCGCGCCUCCCGCCCUUCUUCCGCCUCCCCCGGACGUGCGCGUUCACGCGGAGUGACGCGCGCGCGCGUGUGUUUACAAGUGAGUUUUGAACGAGUGCCAGCAGCGAGGCAGCGAGGAGGCAUGGUGGACAACUCAGGCACUAGUAAGGCGCAAAUGCCCAGCAUGUCUCAGGAGGCCGGCGUAGCCUUUCCUCAGAGCUCCUCCACAGGGGGCAUGAAGCUGGAGGCGGUGAUGGAGCAACUCCAGCGCCAGCAGCAGGCGCGACUAGAAAUGGAGCGCAAGGAGAGGAAGCUGCGAGAGGCCCACAUCAUGUACGCCCAGCAGGUGGCCGCCCAGCAGGCCAUCCUGGCGGCCGCCCGGGCUUCCGGGGCCAACUUCAUGGGCAAGGGCCUGGCGGUGGGGGCGAUGCCCGGCGGUGGCGGCGGCGGCGGCGCGCUACCCCCCCGCGUGUCCAACCAGAGCAGCGUGGACUCUGAGAAGGAGGAGGACGACGACCGGGGUCGAGAUUCGGUCGACGAGGACGACGACAACGAGAUGAUGGACGGCGACGAGCGCAGCGACGAGGAGGAGGGCGGCGCCGGCGGCUUGGAGUUCCUCCGCAAGCAGACGCUGGCGCUGCAGCAGAGCGCCGCCCGCAUCCAGCAGACCCGCCCCUACGUCAGCUUUGCCGCGUCGGCGCCCCAGAGGCCGCCAUCCCCGCCUAUCCGAGUCAAGCAGGAGCCCGACGAGGGGCUGUCGCCCGCGGGGGCCCACCCUGCUACCUCCCCCAACGGCCAGGCGGACUGGAGCUUUGACGACCACUUCAGACAGAAUGGAAGUGCAAGCUGGGCGGACGAGGCCGACAGUAACAGAGGACGAGGAGAAGCCUCCAGAGACUUUGCCAAGCUGUACGAGCUGGACAACGACCCCAAACGGAAGGAGUUCUUGGACGACCUCUUCACCUUCAUGCAGAAAAGAGGCACCCCCGUCAACCGCAUCCCCAUCAUGGCCAAGCAGGUGCUGGACCUGUACAUGCUCUACAAGCUGGUGACGGAGAAGGGCGGCCUGGUGGAGGUGAUCAACAAGAAGAUCUGGAGAGAGAUCACAAAGGGACUCAACCUGCCGACCUCCAUCACCAGCGCGGCCUUCACCCUGCGCACGCAGUAUAUGAAGUAUCUGUACCCCUACGAGUGCGAGAGGAAGGGCCUCAGCUCCCCAGGCGAGCUCCAGGCGGCCAUUGACAGCAACCGGCGCGAGGGCCGGCGCCCCAGCUACAGCAGCAGCCUCUUCCGCUUCUCGCCCUCGCCCAGUACGGCGCCGCACAUCCUCUCGCCUCCCAAGAUGCACCUCUCCGCCCUGGCCGCCGGGACCUCGGGGGUCCUCAAUGGCCUGCACGCCUCGCCGGGAUCCUCCAUGAAGAAAGACGACCUGACCUCCUCCAUCAUGGCGGGCCGGCCCUCCAUGGCGUUGACUUUGGGCCAGCAUCAGGUGGCGGGCCUGGCGCGCGCCGCCACGCUGGAGCAGCUGCGGGAGAAGCUGGAGACCGGCGUGGGCGUCAUGGCGGGGGAGGGGCCGGAGAGGAAGAUGGCGCGCCUGGCCGAGGAGCAGCAGCGCCUCAUGCAGCAGGCCUUCCAGCACAACCUGCUGGCCAUGGCCUCGCAAAUGCCCAUGAACCUGCGCCUGGGGGCCCCCGCCGUGGCACACAGAGAUGAGAAGCAGCAGGACAUGUCUCUGAGCAUCUCCACCAACGGCAACGCCAGCAUCACCGUCUCAGUGGAGGUCAACGGCACCAUGUACUCAGGAACACUCUUCGCCCAGAAGGCCGGAGGGGUGCUGGGGGCCGCCGCCGCCGCCGCUUCGGCCCCCGCCGCCGGAUCCGGCUUUGCCUUCUCGGCGCCCCCGACUCAGACCCUCAGCCCGGCGUCCACCUCCUCCUCCUCCUCCUGCUCCAAGGGCCCCGGUCUGGCCGAGCUGGCCCCCAACGGGUCGCCCUAAUCGCGAGGGCCCGGCCCCUCUGUGCCCCUCCCCCACCUCCCUCCUCCCACCCACACACCCUCCCUCCUCCAGCGGGCGCAUGAAUAUUCAGUACAGUGAGAAAGAUUUCAAACUGUUGCACAACAAUUACCUCAUCAACCCUGUCGACUUCUUGGCUGUCCAAUGGUGAGGAGACAAGUUCACACACACACGUGCUGGGAACGCACGACUAUGCAUUACACACACACACACACACACACACACACACACACACACACACACGCUAAACACAAUCAGCGCAGCCAAAACCCACUGACAGGCGUCGUCACAACUGAACUUGAAAAUCUUUUUAGUAUAUUUUCUUUCGUUUGUUGCCAUUUUGUUGUCUUUGAUUUCGUGUUUCUAGAAUGUUCUCUCGACAUACCUCAAAUCAAGAAACCUGCAGUGGCGUCGUUUUUACCUCAGGACUACAAAAUAUUUAACCUCGAUCCUACAGCUUCUUUCUUCUUCCCUCGUCUGGAGAAGUUUCUCGCUGCAAUCAGAGUCAGGUGUGGGCACAAGGUGAAAUAGGAAAAAAAAAAAACCUCACGGUUCUUGCUGCCACCCCUCCACGCGGACCAGCCUGGUCCCCAACUGAACCACAGCACCUCUCUGCACGAGUGCUCCUUCCAAACUUUUAAAGCGUUCGGGGAUGUGCGGGCGUCCCUCUCAGGAAGCUUUAGCCCCGCCCCCCGUGGAAGAAUGAACUUAAAAGAAUACCUCAUGUGCGAAACACUACAUAUACCUCAUAGGGCGGGCAGGAUGGAAGCCCCGCCCCCCUUUGACCCCCUCUCGUCAACUGACAACAAAACGCACGCUUGUCUCUCUGUUGUACAAAAACACUUUUUUAACCCUUUGCGUUGCCUCGUUAAGACCUCCGACGCGCGCGUACAAUCGCCUGACUUCGCCCGCAAUGUUGCACAGCUAGAUACCAAAAAGUAAACACACGACUCGAAAGCAGUGGGCGGUACAUUUAGCACAAAAAGAUGCAAACUAUGCUAAUUGAGUGCCACAAAGCGGCCUAGGUGACAAAGAAAAGGAGUUUAAUAUUUAAAAAUGUGUCUCACUAGGACAGUGGAUAUAUACUUUUUGUUGUUGUUUUUUAAAGCAUAUUCUAUGGGGGUUAAUUUGUGUCUUUUUACAAAAGAUUUUUGUGGACACUGAAUUUAUGUAACUGAAUUUUUUGCGUUUGAUUUUUUUUCCAACUGAUUUAUUUUUUAUUUUAUUUUUUUACGUCAAAUUAUGCUGACAAUUCCAUUGAAUACAAAUUUGUGAGCAAACAGCGUGUUUAAAAAUGCACUUUGGUAAAAUACAGUGUUUUGAAAUUCACUGUGUAAAAAUUCAGCGUAAAAAAUUUAGUGUAAUAAAAACAAAAUCAGUUCAGAAAAAGGUAGUGUAGGCAAAAUUCAGUGCAGAAAUAUUCAGUGUAAGAACAAAUUCAGUGUAAAAAAAAAAUUCAGUGCAGAAAUAUUUAUUGCAUAAAAAUAUUCAGUGUAAUAAAAAAUGCAGUGUAAAAAAAAGUUCAGUGCAAAAAUAUUCAGUAUAAUAAAAAAUCAGUGCAGAAAAAAUAAUUGCAGGAAUAUUCAGCGUAAAAAAUUUAGUGUAAUAAAAAUUCAGUGUUACAAAAAAAAAUCAGUUCAGAAAAAGUUAGUGUAGGGAAAAUUCUGUGUGAAAAAUUCAGUGCAGAAAUAAUCAGUGUAAGAAAAAAAAUCUGUGUAAAAAAAAAUCAAUGCAGAAAAAUUUAUUGCAUAAAAAUAUUCAGUGUAAAAAAAAAUUCAGUGCGGAAAUAUUCAGUGUGAUAAAAAAAUCAGUGCAGAAAAAAUAAUUGCAGAAAUAUUCAGCAUAAAAAAUUUAGUGUAAUAAAAAUUGCUACAAAAAAAAAAUCCGUUCAGGAAAAGGUAGUGUAGGGAAAAUUGUGUGAAAAAUGCAGUGCAGAAAUAUUCAGUAUAAGAAAAAAAAUCAGUGCAGAAAAAUUUAUUGCAGAAAAAUAUUCAGUGUAAUAAAAAAUUCAGUGUAAAAAAAACAAAAUUCAGUGCA